GCGCACUGCGGCGUGGGCGCCGGGAGCGGCGUGGACGCCGGUGCGAGCGGCCUCUCCGGCCGCCUCCCAGCUGCGCCCGCGUUCCGCCGCCCCGGGGUUUGCCCUCAGUAGCUUGUGAGGGUAGACGCGCCCGCAGUGCGGGACUGGGGUUUGGUGGUCGCGCGUCCCGCGGAGGGCCGUGAAGGUCCGCGCCGUCGUGCCCCACCGGCCGUGCGGUGGGCUGCAGAGCGGGCCCGUGCGUGGGCCGCGGCCGGCGGGCGAUCCUGGGGGUGGGGGCGGGGAGGCGCCCGGGCCGCCGGCUUCUCACCAGGAAGCGCCUGGUUUCGUCUCUGUCCUGAACGCGCGCCGGGACUGGGGUUAGUCCAGGAGUGUGACCGCGCGCUUAGGGGGCCUCUGUUACGCUCAGCCCUCCCUGGAAGGCUGUGGUUGGCUGGUCUUGCACCAGCGCUAGCUGACGCUGUACCUCCAGCAGGGUGAAUGGGCAGGAUGUGCAGUGGCCCUAAACUGGGCGGGAAACCGGAGACCGACAGGGAACACGUGAAUUAAGGACGAAUCAAUUAUUUUAUUGGGAUUCCACUCCUGGGCGACAGAGUGGGGGUGGAGAAGUCAUGCGUCAGAGAUUGGGAGGGCUCCUGGUAUAGAUUCAGGGUGUGGGGGUUAAAGGUUGAGGCGGGUCUGAUCCUCAUUGGUUGACCUUUAGGCACCCACAGGGACCUUGACAAGGACUUUUCUUCCCGGAAGUAUAGGCCUUCCCUCCUUACGGAUCCCAAAGCUACCAUCAGUGUGGGUAUUUGGGGAGUGAAUCAGUGGAUGAGGGCUCUGUCUCCUGCCUCUCAAAUAAAUAAAAAAUAACCUGUCAAGAAAUAACAGGACAAAAGGAAACGGUUUUAGGCUUCCAAGUGUUAGAAACUGGAGAAGCAGAUAUGAGAAGAAAUUACUGGCUUAAGGUUCACUUGAGCUUCCCUGGUGUCCUCCCUGAAGAGUCUGAGGUUGUGUCCAGUAGAAGCGAAUUUGUAUACUCUAUUGAGGCAGAAAAUGAGGAGGAGCGAGACAGCUUUUCCUCUGCUGCUGCUUAUUUGUCUUCAACUCAAUAAUUUUCAUAUCAAAGGAUAUUUUAAAAAAAGAUUUGUUUUACCUGAAAGAGUUAGAGAGAGGCAGAAGCAGAGAGAGAGAGAGGUCUUACAUCUGCUGGUUCACUCCCCAACUGGCGGCAGCGCCCAGAGCUGCGCUGAUGUGAAGCCAGGAGCCAGGACCUUCUUCCGGGUCUCCCAUGCGGGUGCAGGGGCCCAAGGAGUUGUGCCAUCUUCUACUGCUUUCCCAGGCCAUAACAGAGAACUGGGUUGGAAAUGGAGUCGCCUGGACUUGAUACCAGCACUGCAGGUGGCGGCUUUACCUGCUGUGCCACAGUGCCAACCCCCAAAGAAUAUUUUGAGGUACUAAUAGAGGAACCUGUUACCACAUGUCUUUCUCCCUCAGUGUAUGACAUUAUUUGUAAAGUUGGUUUUGAAGUCAAAGAACUUUGUGCUAUCAAUAGCGUUGUAUCUCAGAGUGGUGAAGUGUAUUGGAAGACAGUCACAGAGUGUUUGAGAUAUGCAGAGUCAGACCAAGACCUGGAUUACUGGGGAAGUGUGCGGCUGCUGGGCCCUGUAUGUGAAGCCGUCCAUCUACAUUUCUUAUCUCUGACUAAGGGACAGUUUGAAACUCGAUAUGCUCCGUCACUCCAGUGGACGGGUUUUUCAGAGUUAUUUCCUGAAAUAUUUGACUCCUUGAAAAGUCUACAAUCGCCUGCUAUUUCUCUUAGCUUAAUGAAACUGACAUCAUGUCUAGAACGAGCCUUGGGUGAUGUGUUUUUACUGAUUGGGAAAGAAUGUCCCUUUCUCUUAAGAGAUCUGCUUGCCUCUGAGGAGCUUGCCCAGGUCUUCGGUCAGUCUGUGGUGGAUGUGCUGAAAGUCUUCAUUGGCUCUCCACGGGGACUCAACCUGCGGAACAUCUUGUGGCAUGGGUUUGCAUCACCCCAAGAGGUUCCUCCAAAAUACUGUUCAAUGAUGAUGCUGUUGACAGUAGGAUUGGGACAGUUACUGAAGAGUUUCCUUCAACAAACCACAUUUACGUUGACACAUCGAUCCCUCAUAACUCUUAGGAACCUAGAGGAGUUGAUUGUUUUUCCUGAUGUUCCUUAUGAAGUACUUUCAGUGUUAGAAGAAAUCAUGAAAAAAUCCUCUUUUAUAUUAAAAGUCAUGUUGCCAUACUGGGAAGCUGCGUUGGUCAGGUUCAGGUCACACAGGUUUGCUGACUGUGCCAUACUGUUAUUGACACAACUGGAGACUGGACUUAGGAAAGUUUUUGCUACAGUUAACAAAUGUCCCAAAAGACUGCUGACUGCUGAGUCAACAGCUUUUUAUACCACCUUUGAUGAUAUGUUGGCAAAACACUUGAAUGAUGGCGAAAUCAAUCAGCUUCCUCUUUUCCUUGGAGAACCUGCUAUGGACUUUCUCUGGGAUUUCCUGAACCAUCAGGAGGGUCCCCGGAUAAGAGAUCACUUAAGCCAUGGGGAGAUCAACUUACCUGAAUUUCCAAAAGAAGUGACCAAUCAGUUGCUUGGAUUUUCUGUUGUCCUUUUACUGAGGUUUGUUGAUGAAGAGCUGUCAGCAGUUUAUAAGGAAAAAGCAUCAAUAAAGUCAUUGAUAAGUCUUGCAGAAGGCUAUAGUUCUCACUGCCAUCCGAUUUCCCAGCUUAAAAAGCAGGUGCUGAGCUGUGAGGAGAAGAUCAGGAUCUGGCCUCUGCUGCCUUUGCCCGAGGAGAACACUCGGGAAGCAGGCAGAUUAGAAGGUGAUGCUGAAGCAAGUGCCUGCAACUCUUUGAUUACGCAGAUUCUGGAAGAGCUGUACCGCCAUGCGCCCGAGCAUUGUGUGUGUGGGAACUCACAGUAUUCUGCCCCUGAGAAGUGGCACCGGCUGCUCGGUGAACUCUGCCGGAUGCGUGUUCCCACGCUGUUCUGCCCCAGGAAUGUCGUUGAGGUGCUGGUUGUGCUGCGAAGCAUCUGCUCCCAGUGCCAGCGCGUGUCUGGCCAGGUGAUUGCCUCUGCAGAGCUGAGGCACAGGCAGUGGCUGGAGAGGAGGCUGCGGUCCCGCCAGCGGCAGAACUACGUGCGCAUGGCGAGCAGUAUCAGGCUUCUGUCUCCUGUGCUUUACCUGAUGUUACUGCUCAUUGCGCUGGAAUUGGCUAACAUUCAUGUGGUUCUUGGAAAAGAUACUUCUGAAUAUCAGCACUACCUCAGGUUCUUAAAAUCCAUCCUGCAGUACACUGAGAACCUGGUGGUCUACACCAGCCAGGACAAGAACAAGUGGAAUGAAGCUGUCAGUCUUACACAUACAGCUUUGUUGAAGAUUUGGACUUUCAGUGAGUCGAAACAAAUGUUAAUACACCUAGCUAAGAACCCGCAAGUGAAGUAGUCUAGUGGAAGCAUGUGUAAGUAGGGUGCUGUUGGUUCUAACAGAGCCCCAGUGUGAGCGGCCAGCAGGAGUGCAGUGGGUUGCGGGGACGUGAUCGGCCCAGGCUGUCUUUCCCCACAGUUGUCGGAUUCGCCCUCCCUGGGCUGUCGAGCUCGGGCGGGCUGCUGUCUUGAUCACACGGCUGCAGCAACCUUGGCUGUGCGGCCCCGGAAGAUGCCACUCGGAGGACGGCAGAGCCACCCUUCACUCACUGGCUUCCCUGUGGCCAGCACCCAGACGUCCACCCUGGCCUGCCACGGGGCGAGAAGCAUGGACUUGGGCCAUGAGGGCCCAUCGCUGGAGCUGGGGAUGCAGUGGGUGCCGUGAGGCCUUGCGGGCAAGCCCUGGGGUGGGGCGGUUCCUGGAGGGUGAGGCCUGUGGGCUCAGGUGCCUCAGAGAAUCGUGGCUGCUCCUUAUCUGCCCUCGAACCUCCUUGGCACGUGGAGCCUGCAGCUGUCCAAGGGAGGAUGUGCUGGGACGUGCAUUCGGCUCUAGGGAGCCCCUCGGGGUGGUGGAUACCAUGUGACAACAGACAGUCGGGCACGUGCUGCCCACCCCUUUGUCAGCUCACACCUAACUGCCCCCCACCCCACCCCCUUAAACCAUACUUCCAGGUAAAAGUAAAAACAGUGUGCUCCCA
Oryctolagus cuniculus (rabbit) is the source of this 4131-nucleotide messenger RNA. The record is from RefSeq and is a predicted model, not a curated record. NCBI's taxonomy places the organism in Eukaryota, Metazoa, Chordata, Mammalia, Lagomorpha, Leporidae.